Molecule: messenger RNA, 690 nt
Organism: Oikopleura dioica
Lineage: Eukaryota; Metazoa; Chordata; Appendicularia; Copelata; Oikopleuridae
Source: the annotation of a GenBank genome assembly
AUGACAAAGUGCAUGAAUAGAUCCCCAGGAGGAUGUCUGGUCAAACACGGUGCGAAUUAUAUUACUGGGGUGAAGAUUGCCGGCGCCAUUUGUGAUCAUUGUGAAACGUUCGUCUGCCAUGGAAGGGAUUGUAUACAAAAACAUGGCUGUGCUUGUCCGUUGAUUGAUGCUGUCUGUAUUGAGUGCGAAAGAGGAGUGUGGGAUCACGGAGGGCGAAUGUUCAAGUGCUCCUUCUGCUGCGGGUAUCUCUGCGAAGAUGAUCAAUUCGAGCAUCAGGCCAAAUGCCAAGUCCUCGACGCUGAAAACGACAAAUGCGGCUCUUGCAAUAAAUUCGGCCAGUGGAGCUGUCUCAAGUGUAAAAUUUGCUUCUGUGAUGAUCAUGUUCGGCGAAAAGGAGUCAAGUACGCGAGGGAUGAAAAGUUCCCGUGUCCGAAGUGUGGAUUUGAGUGUAGAGAAACAAAGGACUUGGCGAUGAGCACGAGGAGUUACAAGUUCGGGCGAAAGGCGAAUACAGAGGGCCAAGAGUCAACUUUUUCUUACGGCGGAUAUACAGUUCAAGUACAGCGACAGGUGUACUCCGAUGAAGAAGAUUAUGAAGACGAUCUCGUGCAGGGAAUGACGUCGAUGAAUCCUACUGAUUUUCAGUACGGUUAUCACGGACAGUAUGACGAAGAUGAAGAUGAAGAAUGA